This is a messenger RNA of Myripristis murdjan (pinecone soldierfish), 3550 nucleotides long. It is a transcript of the gene mrs2, whose product is annotated as magnesium transporter MRS2. The transcript is spliced from 13 exons. Gene Ontology annotation, cellular component: mitochondrial inner membrane. The record is from RefSeq and is a predicted model, not a curated record. NCBI's taxonomy places the organism in Eukaryota, Metazoa, Chordata, Actinopteri, Holocentriformes, Holocentridae. The coding region runs from base 441 to 1910 and encodes 489 amino acids. Gene Ontology annotation, biological process: mitochondrial magnesium ion transmembrane transport. Gene Ontology annotation, molecular function: magnesium ion transmembrane transporter activity.
UCAAGCUCAGUGCUCUUGCCCCUGUCCUCCAGUUGCUAGUAGUUUCUGUGUUUACAGAGUAAAACGCGGCGUUGCGUGGUGUUUUACGGCAGUGUGCAGUGAGACGCGUGUAGCUGGCGGCUGUAACAUCGUCUCUUAUUUACACGGACGCCUGUCAGUGUGACAUGGUCAGUAAUGGUGCAGGUUGUCUGAGGAUGCUAGCAGCGCACCGGGUAACAUGCUGCACUGCGAAGCUGUGUUGACAGUGUUGUGCAAGUAGAUACAUAACGCCAGGCGACGUGUUGGCGUGCAGUGCGUAGCUCAACAGUUGGAGGAAAACAUUGUCGUAGAUCAGUUUCAGAUGGAGACCAAUAUGUACCCCCAGCAUCAUCUCCAGCUGUUUUGCGUUCCCCUGAUCGCAUCACAGCAGCAGUGGUGACUGUCAGCCCUCCAAACCCACAAUGGUAGCCUGUGUGAAGACUGUGUUUUGUGCCGGUGUGUGGGCUCAGGCUCUGGAGGUGAGGCUGAGCAGGGUGCUUCCUGACGGCUGUGUGAACUGCAGUAAGACAUACCUGCCGUUUGGUGGAUGCUUUUACCCAAAGCGCCUUGCUAGUGUUGCAAGUCCAUACAGAUCCAGCAUGGCUGGGAAUCGAACCCCCACCCCGAGCAGCGCUGAUACAGUGUUGUGCCCAUUUAGCUAUACAGUCCCACUGGCAUGGCACAGCAAGAGCUACAGUCAUGUCAGAACAGCUGGCUGCUGCAGUCAGAUGUCCCCUGCCUUUAGAUGUCAACUAGUACAAAGUCAGUCUUCUGCGGUGAGGAAGGAAAGCCUGCUUCAAGGAGCCACAAAGUGGGGGCAUGUGUCUUUCAUCCGCACCAGAGUGACAGAGGCCUCCCUCUCCAGUGUGGUUCCCACUUUUGUUGUGAUGAAGUUUGACACAGAAGGAAAUGUGACAUCAUUUGAGAAGAAGAAAACUGAACUGUGCCAGGAGCUAAGUCUUCAAGCCAGAGACCUGCGCUUUCAGCACAGCACCAGCCUCACUGCUAGAAACAACUGCAUUAUAAUACGGAUGGAGUCUUUGAAAGCCAUAGUGACCCCCCAGUGCCUUUUGGUGUUGGAUUUCCGCGGUUUGGGUUUGGAGCGUUGGCUGGUGCUGGAGCUCGCCCCGCAGCUGGCAUCACAGUCUCACUCUCUGCCCUUUGAGUUCAGAGCACUGGAGGCCAUCCUGCAGCACAGGGUGAACACUCUCCAAGCCCGGCUGAGUGAAGUCCAUCCAGUAAUAGUUGACACCUUAGAGUCCCUAGUGGAUCCUAAACUCCUUUCUGCUGAUAGAAGCAAACUACAUGUACUGCUACAGAACAGUAAGAGUUUGUCAGAGUUGGAGACGGACAUAAAAGUGUUUAAGGAUUCCCUGUGGAAGAUUCUGGAUGAGGAAGAGAUCAUUGAAGAACUCUGUCUCACCAAGUGGACAGACCCAAGAGUUUUUGAGGAGAGCAGUCUGGGUAUUGACCAUGCUGAGGAGAUGGAGCUCCUGUUGGAGAAUUAUUACAUGCAGGCUGAAGAGCUGGGCAACGAGACCAGAGAACUCAAAGGACUGAUAGACGACUCUGAGAGCGUCAUCUUUAUCAAUCUGGACAGUCACCGUAACGUGAUGAUGCGUCUGAAUCUGCAGCUGACUAUGGGAACCUUCUCCCUGUCCUUAUUUGGUCUGAUGGGUGUGGCCUUUGGAAUGAAUCUGGAGUCGUCCUUUGAGGAGGACCCGCGUGUUUUCUGGCUGGUGACAGGCAUCAUGUUCUUGGGCAGUGGGCUGAUAUGGAGACGACUGCUGUCAUUCCUAGGACGACAUCUAGAGCCCUCAGUACCCCCACCGAUCCCUCCACCCUGGAAGAGAAAUCUUAAAUCAUCAGACAUCAAGGCAGGAGUCAGAUGAUUCUCCUCUGCAGCUCUGUUGAAUAUCAUCAGACCUCCUAGCUGCUCUGAAGCUUUAAAGGUGCUUCCAUUACCACCCUGGACCCCCUGACAGCUCUGCAAAGCCUGGGAGCAUUUAUUUUAACACUUACCCUGAUUAUUUUACCUCUCGGGGCCCCAGCAAAGGUUGAAACUAACUGUAUCCAGAUGGCAGAAGACAACAUUGAAUACUUCUAGCAUAAGCCAGACUUGGUCUUUGGAGAUUUGUAGCAAACAGCUGUUUUUGUCAGUGUCAGUUCCUGUGUCCCAAACGUUACCUUUCUGGAUACUGUGUCAGCACUGCGUCAGGCAUUUGAUUGGUUUGCUCUAAUAUAAUGUGGGUCAAGUAUGUGGGCAGAAAGCAUUGCAUUGUCAUCACUGGGUUUUGCGUCAGUAAAAAUGGAUGGGCGCCAGGACUAGUGGCAGCAUUGGAAAUGAGACCAAGAGCCCGCCCACUAACAGGAUUAAAUAAUACCUCAACUGGAGUUGUCGUUCAUUUGAUAGAUGACUAAAGAAUAUUAAUUGCAUAAAGUAUAUAAUAUGAAUACAUGACCUUAAUGAAGUUGUGAAGUCUGUUGAUUUUAUUUAUGUACUGUACAUACAGAAUGAUUUCAUAAGUGAUAGCUUAUAUGCUCAUUGAAUAAGAAUUUUCCUUUUCUCUAUCUGCUGAGUUGUGUAACAAUUUUUCAGUAGUUACAACUUCAGAAAAGUAGGAUUCUUUUUUAAAUCUCUGAAAAGUUUUCUGUUUGAUUUAUUUGAAUCUGAACCUCAAGUUAUGGAUUUAAAGUCAGCAAUACACUGGACAGGUUUUUUGGCAACCCUCAUGGAUAAUGACAGCAGAGGAGCUGCCUCAGCAUUGUUCCCUCAGUUUUUCAGUCACAUGAUGUUUUAUUAAUGGAAAACAUUUCAUUACUUUUUUGACACUGUUUCUCAAUUUGUUCUUAGAAGGAUUGCCCAUCGACAAAAAAAUCCUGAUCGUGUUACAUCUGUAAAUAGUCUCAAUAUGCAAGCAACUUUUGCAGGAGUCUGACUUUAGAGACAUUAUUUACUUUCUGCUAUUUAGGUUUUGAGUGUGUCCUUAAUGUUUCGGACGUUGACGGUCCAAUAUCUGUGAAAUUCCUCUACCAAAGUAAAGCUUUGCCAUUCCGUGGGUAAGCAUUUUCCUCCAAAGCAACUUGUAGCCAUCGUUCUCCAUCACUCUGCAGCUACAGCAUACAUAAGUGACACACACAUUUCCCAGGCGCAAAAAAAUGAAAAACCUGUUUGAUCAUGUUGGAGGUCAGCCAACACAAAGAGCUGCUUUAAGACGUUUCUUCAAAUUAACUUAAUAACUUCGAAUAUGAAAGUAUGAUCAAAGGCUUAAUGCACUGAAGUUAUUAAGUAGUUCGGUGUAACUUGGAUGUUUACUCACAUUUAAGCAAAAUCAGUAUACAGCUACUCUCAGUCCACAGCACAGUAAGCGACAACCACUGCCUAAUAACUCAUUUUCUCUAAUACGUCUUCAAGCAUCUGACUCAAGAAGUAAUGAUCUCUUCAUGGAUUUACCACAGCAUACAAUAGUCUCAAAAAAAAAAAAAAAAAAAAAAAAAAUCGAGGAGUUAAUCCACUCUCAGGUAGUUGAAU